AUGGCAGACUCUCAGAUGAAAGUAGAUGUUGCGCUCGAGACUCCAGCAUCCGAAGUUUUCAUAGCACCCUCAAUCAAUCAAUCUCUACUACUCUCUGGCGAUUCAUAUCGACAUUAUUCAGAUGUUCCUCCGUCACUGCUUCCCAAGCCAAAUACCGAUGCUUCCAAACCCGAUGCGCCUUCAAUUCCUGGCCCCGCAUGUGCUUUAGGAAUUGAUGAAGCUGGGCGCGGUCCUGUUCUUGGUCCAAUGGUUUACGGGUUAUUUUAUUUACCUUUACCUCUCUCCGAUCCUCUCUUACGAAACACACACCAUUUUGAUGACAGUAAAGUCCUUACACCAACAGUUCGUUCAGAACUCAUGAAGAAACUCUGCACACCAGACUCAGAUUUGUAUACACAAUGUGGCUGGGCGGUCGAUGUUCUGUCGGCGAGAGAUAUCGGUGCCAAUAUGAUGAAGCCUGCGACUUAUAACUUAAAUGCACAAGCUAUGGAUUCUACUAUCGCAUUGAUCCAGGGAGUGAUGGAUAAAGGAGUCAAUGUGAAGGAGAUUUAUAUCGAUGCUUUGGGCAAUACAGUUACAUAUCAGAAGAAGUUGGAACGCAUCUUUCCCACAGCUCAAAUUACAGUUGCGAAGAAGGCAGAUAGUCUGUAUCCAUGUGUGAGUGCGGCAAGUGUAUGUGCAAAGGUUACCAGAGACGCUGCUCUGGAGACAUUGUACGAAAGCUACGUUAGCAAAGACGGGGAUCAAGAGAUGGGCGGGACGGAAGUUGCUGAGGAUAGUUGGGGUUCUGGAUAUCCCUCCGACGCGAGAGCAACUGCAUGGCUAAAACGGAACAUGGAUCCCAUAUUUGGAUGGGGCAGUGAAUGCCGUUUUAGUUGGGGAACGACAAAAGAUAUGCUGGAUUUAAAAGGUGUUGCGGCUAAAGUCGAUUGGCCCAUUGAGGAAGAUGAUGAAACGAGCAGGUUAACGGAUUUCUUCAGUGCGGAUAAAGAUAAGGAUACAGAUGAGCUCGGGACAUGGUUUGGAAGCUCACACGAGCGAGCAGGCGUUUUGGCGGGGUGCAAAAAUGGAGUAUUAGAUACCUAG
Molecule: messenger RNA, 1086 nt
Organism: Sclerotinia sclerotiorum 1980 UF-70
Lineage: Eukaryota; Fungi; Ascomycota; Leotiomycetes; Helotiales; Sclerotiniaceae
Exons: 2
Coding region: 1-1086 (361 amino acids)
Biological process (GO): DNA replication, removal of RNA primer; mismatch repair
Cellular component (GO): ribonuclease H2 complex
Molecular function (GO): RNA-DNA hybrid ribonuclease activity; RNA binding
Source: RefSeq, a predicted model, not a curated record